AUGUGGGAGCAAUUAGAGGAUAAAGGGCUUUUAAAAGGAAUGGACGAAAAACAACUAAAAAACAAAAUAAAGAAUUUAAAAGAUGUGUUUCGUCAAGAACUGGCCAAGAUAGAACGAAGCAAAAAAAGUGGCUGUGGAACAGAGGAUAUUUAUACCCCAAAGCUAACAUGGUUUGAAGCUGCCCAUUUUUUCGCUGAAGUUUUGUCAACAAGGCAUAGUAAUUCAAACUUGACUCUACCCAGCACAGAAAAUAUAUCUGAGGAAAUCUCAAAUUCACAAAUUGAACAGCGUGACGAUGAAGAACCCGAUACACAGCCCAAGGAACAAAAUAUAAAACCCUCAGAGGGGAUGGGACCCCCUAAAUCGAAAAAAAGGGUGAGAAAACAGGCAGAUCCAGAAAUUGGCGAUGCAAUCAAUCAGUUGAAUAACUGAAAAUGUAUCAGAAGGAAAACCGUAC
Messenger RNA from Acanthoscelides obtectus, 457 nucleotides. The record is from the annotation of a GenBank genome assembly. NCBI's taxonomy places the organism in Eukaryota, Metazoa, Arthropoda, Insecta, Coleoptera, Chrysomelidae.